AUGAGUAGUGGAGGUGGCGGCCUAAGCAAACUAGGCACAGCACUAACUAUAAUAUUUGUAAUCGCACUGGUGGCACUCUUCACUGAACUUUUCUAUGUCUUGUGGCGCCGCCGUGUCUUCCGCCGUCAAAAUCCCACCGUCGUCCAAGGAGGUGGAGAUCAACUAUCCCAGUAUUCUUCAGACUGCUCUGUAUCUUCCGCAGCUUCCUCCAAAGAGCUCCUCUACUUCUUCUGCAUUAGACCACGAGAAACCAACUCAAAUACGGACAGUCUGAACUCGAACGCGCCGCCGCAGAUGGAUAUAGAUGUGCUGAAACUUCAGGGCAUGUAUGGACCGUCAAGAUUCUUGUUUACUAUUAAUGAAGAGGAGAGAGAAGAUUUUGAAUUGCCUCCUGCAGAAAAAGAUCAGAAUCAGAGCGAGACAGUCAGCUUGGAGGACGGUUUCAAUUUGACUGAAGAGUCACAGGAGGAGUUUGUGGUGGUGGUGGCGGCAGCGGAGGAGGAGGUUGAUCAUGUUAGAGGUAUUGACGUGACGCCAUUUUCAACGCCUUGUGGUUCGCCCGUUUAUUUCACUCCCUCCGCUUCUCCGGUUCACGAAUUGGUCCGUGCUCGGUCCAUAGAAGAAGGCAGUGUUUCUGUUAUUGAAACGACGGCGUUUGCAGGGGGAUAG
Messenger RNA from Fraxinus pennsylvanica, 669 nucleotides. The record is from the annotation of a GenBank genome assembly. NCBI's taxonomy places the organism in Eukaryota, Viridiplantae, Streptophyta, Magnoliopsida, Lamiales, Oleaceae.